This is a messenger RNA of Cervus elaphus (red deer), 11641 nucleotides long. RefSeq names its product DCC netrin 1 receptor (gene DCC). Gene Ontology annotation, molecular function: protein binding. NCBI's taxonomy places the organism in Eukaryota, Metazoa, Chordata, Mammalia, Artiodactyla, Cervidae. The record is from RefSeq and is a predicted model, not a curated record. Gene Ontology annotation, biological process: cell-cell adhesion. Bases 2976 to 7160 code for a protein of 1394 amino acids. Gene Ontology annotation, cellular component: membrane. The transcript is spliced from 29 exons.
CCCUCCUGACCUUGGACAUGGAAUAGCUCCUCUCAGCCCUUCUGCGACAGCACAGCCGCUGCUCCUUGGACAUGGGGUAGCUCCUCUAGGCAGCAGCAGUCACUACAGGUAGUCUGUUAUUAUGCAUAGUUAUUUUUUUGUUGUUUUUUAAACUUUUGGCCACAUAGCAUAGCAUGUGGAAUCUUAGUUCCCCUCCAGGGAUUGAACCUGAGUUUCCUGAAUUGGAAGCAUGAAGUCUCAACUGCUGGACUGCCAGGGAAGUUUCAUUCUUAUGCUUAACUUUUGACCACCUACAUUGUUUAUAAACUGACAACAAAUUAAACACCUAAUGUAUGCUGACUUUAGAUUUUUAUUUAUCACUGAAAAAAAAAUUAAAGAUAUUGCUGUUAGCCAAUAGUUUGAUUUAGACAACUUUGCAUGUGGAAAAAUGUUUAUUCAAUUCUGUGAAUAUUAAGACAUGCUUAUUUUACAAGAAUGAGUGGGAAACUGGAGAUCAAUACUCACACCAGUGGUAAGAUAUACAAGUCUCAUAAACUUUGAUAAUUACAGAAGAAAUUAGUUUUGACAAAAAUGAUGAAUGUUAGCUUUAAUUGGACGUUCAUCUGACUUAGGUCAGUAUGGUAAUCAUCCCCUGGAGAAGAGAAUGGCAACUCACUCCAGUAUUCUUGCCUGGAGAAUCCCAUGGACAGAGGAGCCUGGUGGGCUACAGUCCACGGGCUUGCAAAAGAGUCGGAAACGACUGAGCGACUAAGCACACACGUGGUAACCGAGACAUGCUGACUACUGUGGCAACAGAAUCUCAGCAGUGGAAUCAGUGCAGUAGAGGUUUUCAGGUGCUCACGUUAUAGCCGAAUCGGAAGCUGUGGGUAGCUCUCUGUUCCAUGAGGUGAUUCUUCUUCUUGUGGCCCUGCAUAUCUGAAGCCUCACAGUCUCCAUCAGAUCUCCUGCCUCCAGCUGGCAGAUGCGGGUGAAGGACAGGUGGAGAUCACAUAGGAGAAUUUAGGGGGAAGGCCUGGGGGUGGCAGGUAUCACUUUUACAGACAUUCUUUGAACAAAUAGCAGUCACGUGGCCCCAGGGAGUCACAGAUGUGCCUGAGCCUGUGCUCUGGACAGGAAGGAAAAGGGACAUGGCACUCCUUCGGUCAUGGUUGCUCGGGUGUGUGUGUGAUUGUGAAGAAACAGAAAAAGAUGGAGUACCCCGUAAAUACUGUCUGAAUUUUAAAAUUGUCCAUCAGAAGCAAAUAGAGUCUAGGAUUUGAUGAUUUGUGGCACUUUAGGAAUAGACCUGAUCCUCCAACCACCAUUGCCUUGCUCUGAUAUAUGUCCAGAGGUCUCUAAUCUUUUUGAUAUCAGGGACCAGUUUUAUGGAAGACAGUUUUUCCAAAGACCUGGGAGGCGAUGGUUUGGGGAUGAUUCGAACACAUUAUAUUUAUUGUACAUUUUAUUUCUAAUCUAAUGCCACCACUGAUCUGACAGGAAGGGCCAGUCCAUGGCCCAGAGGUUGGAGACCCCUGAAUUGUAGGCUGCUGUGGGCUUAUGGAAAUGGGAAUAAAAAUAGAUAUCCAGUUAGGUUGCAAGUAGCCUCCCCUUCCCUCAUAGUUCACUUGGUAAAGAAUCUUCCUGCAAUGCAGGAGACCUGGGUUUGAUUACUGGGUCAGGGAGGAUCCCCUGGAGAAGGGAAUGGCAACCCACUCCAGUAUUCUUGCCUGGAGAAUCCCAUGAACAGAGGAACCUGGCAGACUACAGUCCAUGGGGUCGCAAGAGCUGGACACGACUUAGCGACUAAAGCACAACCUCCCCUUUUGCAGGCAUUGGGUUCUAAAGAAUUUAAAGAAGAAAUAUAAAUUGUGAGUAUUUUUCCUACAAGGCUUUGAAUGUCCCUGACAAACCUAACUUUCUGUCUGAUAUUCUAGACUUUUCUAUCUGACUGUCAAAUCUCUGGUAACAGCAAAGAAGGGUUCUGUAUUUUUAAUUUAGUCAAUGUAUCUUGGGAUUGACCAGGACAGUCAUGUUGGAGUAACACCUUCAGAGAGGCAGAAGGGGAAUUCCAAAUUCCAGGAUAGAAGAGAUUUCAUUGAAGGGAUUUCCAAGCAAGUGGGAAACUUCCAAAUGAUUAAGUCAGGAAGCCCAGCGAUUUCCCACAGAAGUGUCCCUCUGUGUUGGCUAAAUCUCCACACACAAUGUAAGCACUCUCCAGUGGGAGACAAAAUAUCAUAUUCCCUGACAGCUUUAAAACAGUAUAAAGCUAUGAAUCGGCUGUUGAUCCUUUUAUCACAAUCAUUGUCUCUAGAAUUAGAUGUUGAUCUCCUGAAGGGCAGGGUUCUAACCUUCAAAUCUAAUUUUGUGUCACAAACACAGUACAAGUUAAAGAACUGUCCACUUACCGUAACAAAUAGGCAAGCUCUGCCGUAAGACGCUUAAAAAGAAGAAUCUGGCCUCCAACACUGACCUCCUGGUGCAGAGGCGAUCCUCAGUCUUUUUCUCAAGCAAUGGGUUAUAUGGGUUCUACUCUCUUCUCAACCCCGAAAAUAGAAUGUCAACUCCCUUCACUGACUGCUUUUUUCUUUGCCGUGUAAAAGAGAACAUGUUGGCCUUUUUUCAUCAGCGUUUGUUGUUAUUGAGUGUUAUCAUUUAUGCCUUAGGAUCAAUCAUGAUUAGACUCAACAAAUCAUCUGUGAAAGACUGCAUUCUAUUGACCUAGGCAAAUCCAGACAAAAACAACAGAAAUUAUUCUUCAGCAGCCCCUAGCUCAGGAUUAUGGUAGAAACUUGAAACCUAUUUCUAAGCUCAGUGUCUUGCAGGAGGAAGGAAUUGGAUGGAGCUAAAUGGAAGGAAACCCACAGUAAAUAUCUGUCAGAAUGACGGCCGAGGAGACAGGCUCUUCUCAUAGGUGUUUCUAAGCCCUGCAAUCAGCUUUCCAGAUCAAGUCCUUCACAUCGCUGCACUUCCUGUCGGAGCCCUCUGAUGCAGUCACCAUGCGCGGAGGGAAUGUCCUCCUAAACUGCUCUGCCGAGUCUGACCGGGGUGUCCCCGUCAUCAAGUGGAAGAAAGACGGCAUCCACCUCGCCUUGGGAAUGGACGAAAGGAAGCAGCAACUUCCAAAUGGGUCUCUGUUGAUCCAAAACAUACUUCACUCCAGGCACCAUAAGCCAGACGAGGGACUUUACCAAUGUGAGGCGUCUUUAGGGGACGCUGGGUCAAUUGUUAGCCGGACAGCAAGAGUUGCAGUAGCAGGACCCCUGAGGUUCCUCUCCCAGACAGAAUCUGUCACUGCCUUCAUGGGCGACACAGUGCUACUCAAGUGUGAAGUCACUGGGGAGCCGAUGCCAACAAUACACUGGCAGAAAAACCAGCAAGACCUGACCCCCACCCCUGGCGACUCCCGUGUGGUGGUCUUGCCCUCCGGAGCCUUGCAGAUCAGUCGACUUCAACCGGGGGACAUUGGAAUCUAUCGAUGCUUAGCCCGGAAUCCAGCCAGCUCAAGAACAGGAAAUGAAGCAGAAGUCAGAAUCUUAUCAGAUCCGGGACUGCACAGGCAGCUGUAUUUUCUGCAAAGACCAUCAAAUGUAGUCGCCGUUGAAGGAAAGGAUGCCAUCCUGGAGUGCUGUGUUUCCGGCUACCCUCCCCCGAGUUUUACCUGGCUCCGAGGAGAGGAAGUCAUCCAACUCAGGUCCAAAAAGUAUUCUUUAUUGGGUGGAAGUAACUUGCUUAUCUCCAAUGUGACAGAUGAUGACAGUGGAACUUACACCUGUGUUGUCACAUAUAAAAAUGAGAAUAUCAGUGCUUCUGCAGAGCUCACAGUCUUGGUUCCGCCAUGGUUUUUAAAUCACCCUUCCAACCUCUAUGCCUAUGAAAGCAUGGAUAUUGAGUUUGAAUGCACAGUCUCUGGGAAGCCUGUGCCCACUGUGAACUGGAUGAAGAAUGGAGAUGUGGUCAUUCCUAGUGAUUAUUUUCAGAUAGUGGGAGGAAGCAACCUGCGGAUCCUUGGGGUGGUGAAGUCGGAUGAGGGCUUUUAUCAGUGCGUGGCUGAAAAUGAAGCCGGAAACACCCAGACGAGUGCGCAGCUCAUUGUCCCUAAGCCUGCCAUCCUGAGCUCCAGUGUCCUCCCUUCAGCUCCCAGAGACGUGGUCCCUGUCCUGGUCUCUAGUCGGUUUGUCCGUCUCAGCUGGCGCCCACCUGCAGAAGCAAGAGGGAACAUCCAAACUUUCACGGUCUUCUACUCCAGGGAAGGUGACAACAGGGAACGAGCAGUGAACACGUCGCAGCCCGGGUCCCUCCAGUUUACCGUGGGAAACCUGAAGCCAGAAGCCAUGUACACCUUCCGAGUCGUAGCCUACAACCAGUGGGGGCCUGGGGAGAGCUCUCAGCCCAUCAAGGUGGCCACCCAGCCUGAGCUGCAAGUUCCAGGGCCAGUGGAAAACCUGCAAGCUGUAUCUACCUCACCUACCUCAAUUCUUAUUACCUGGGAACCCCCUGCCUAUGCAAACGGUCCAGUGCAAGGUUACAGAUUGUUCUGCACUGAAGUGUCCACGGGGAAAGAACAGAAUAUAGAGGUUGAUGGGCUAUCUUAUAAACUGGAAGGCCUGAAAAAAUUCACGGAAUAUAGCCUUCGAUUCCUAGCUUAUAACCGCUAUGGGCCAGGAGUAUCUACUGACGAUGUGACAGUGGUUACGCUUUCUGAUGUGCCAAGUGCCCCGCCUCAGAACGUCUCCCUGGAAGUAGUUAAUUCGAGGAGUAUCAAAGUAAGCUGGCUGCCUCCUCCAUCAGGAACACAAAAUGGAUUUAUUACCGGUUAUAAAAUUCGACACAGAAAGACAACCCGCAGGGGUGAGAUGGAAACACUGGAGCCAAAUAACCUCUGGUACCUGUUCACAGGACUGGAGAAAGGAAGUCAAUACAGUUUUCAGGUGUCAGCCAUGACAGUCAACGGCACUGGCCCGCCUUCCAACUGGUUCACAGCAGAGACUCCGGAGAAUGAUCUGGAUGAGUCUCAAGUUCCUGACCAGCCAAGCUCUCUUCAUGUGAGGCCCCAGACCAACUGCAUCAUCAUGAGUUGGACCCCUCCCUUGAACCCAAACAUUGUGGUGCGAGGUUACAUCAUCGGAUAUGGUGUUGGGAGCCCUUAUGCUGAGACAGUACGUGUGGACAGUAAGCAGCGCUACUAUUCCAUCGAGAGGUUAGAGUCAAGUUCCCAUUAUGUCAUCUCCCUAAAAGCUUUCAACAAUGCAGGAGAAGGAGUUCCUCUUUAUGAAAGUGCUACCACCCGGUCUAUCACAGAUCCCACUGACCCGGUUGAUUAUUAUCCUUUGCUUGAUGACUUCCCCACCUCGGUCCCAGAUGUCUCCACCCCCAUGCUCCCCCCAGUAGGUGUGCAGGCUGUGGCUCUCACCCACGAUGCCGUGAGGGUCAGCUGGGCAGACAACUCUGUCCCCAAGAACCAAAAGACGUCCGAAGUGCGACUUUACACUGUCCGGUGGAGGACCAGCUUUUCUGCGAACGCAAAAUACAAGUCAGAAGACACAACGUCCCUGAGUUACACGGCGACGGGCCUCAAACCAAACACGAUGUAUGAGUUCUCCGUCAUGGUCACGAAAAACCGGAGGUCCAGUACCUGGAGCAUGACUGCACACGCCACCACCUACGAGGCAGCCCCGACCUCUGCUCCUAAGGAUCUGACAGUCAUUACUCGAGAAGGGAAGCCUCGCACUGUCAUCGUGAGCUGGCAGCCUCCCUUGGAAGCCAAUGGGAAAAUUACUGCUUACAUCUUGUUUUAUACCUUGGACAAGAACAUUCCAAUUGAUGACUGGAUUAUGGAAACAAUCAGUGGUGAUCGGCUUACUCAUCAAAUCAUGGAUCUCAACCUGGACACUAUGUAUUACUUUCGAAUUCAGGCACGAAAUGCCAAAGGAGUGGGGCCUCUCUCGGAUCCCAUCCUCUUCCGGACUCUGAAAGUGGAACACCCUGACAAAAUGGCUAAUGACCAAGGUCGCCAUGGAGAUGGAAGUUAUUGGCCAGUUGAUACGAAUUUGAUUGAUAGAAGCACUCUGAAUGAACCACCCAUUGGCAAGAUGCACCCCCCACACGGCAGCGUCACUCCUCAGAAGAACAGCAACCUGCUUGUGAUCAUCGUGGUCACCGUUGGCAUCAUCACAGUGCUGGUGGUGGUGGUGGUGGCCGUGAUUUGUACCCGGCGUUCUUCAGCCCAGCAGAGAAAGAAACGGGCCACCCACAGCGUUGGCAAAAGGAAGGGCAGCCAGAAGGACCUGCGGCCCCCGGACCUGUGGAUCCAUCACGAAGAAAUGGAGAUGAAAAAUAUCGAGAAGCCGCCAGGCGCGGACCCGACGGCGCGGGACUCCCCCAUCCAGAGCUGCCAGGACCUCACGCCCGUCAGCCACAGUCAGUCAGAGACGCAGCUGGGGAGCAAGAGCACCUCUCAUUCAGGUCAAGACACAGAAGAAGCAGGGAGCUCCAUGUCCACUCUGGAGAGGUCACUGGCUGCACGCCGAGCAACCCGGGCCAAGCUCAUGAUCCCUAUGGACGCCCAGUCCAACAAUCCUGCUGUCGUGAGUGCCAUCCCCGUGCCAACCCUAGAAAGUGCCCAGUACCCAGGAAUCCUUCCAUCACCCACGUGUGGAUACCCCCACCCACAGUUCACCCUCCGGCCUGUGCCAUUCCCAACACUGUCAGUGGACCGAGGUUUCGGAGCAGGAAAAACGGUGAGCGAAGGACCAGCCGCCCAACAGCCAGCCAUGUUGCCCCCAGCGCAGCCCGAGCAUCCCAGCAGUGAGGAGGCACCCAGCAGAACCAUCCCCACGGCCUGUGUUCGUCCAACCCACCCCCUCCGCAGCUUCGCCAACCCUUUGCUACCUCCGCCGAUGAGUGCAAUAGAACCGAAAGUCCCUUACACACCACUGCUGUCUCAGUCAGGGCCUACUCUUCCCAAGACUCAUGUUAAAACAGCCUCUCUUGGGUUGGCUGGAAAGGCAAGAUCUCCUUUGCUUCCUGUAUCUGUGCCGACAGCCCCUGAAGUGUCUGAGGAGAGCCACAAACCAACAGAGGACCCAGCCAAUGUGUAUGAACAGGAUGAUCUGAGUGAACAAAUGGCAAGUUUGGAAGGGCUGAUGAAGCAGCUUAAUGCCAUCACAGGCUCGGCCUUUUAACACGCAUUGCCGAAUUGAUGAGCUGAAUUUGCGGGAACCUGUGCAGCAUUACCAAUUACCCACCAACAGCACACCUGUGUCCAAGGACGCUAACCAGUGUACAGGUCAGCCAUCAAGACCACUCACUCCUGGAAGAUCCUGCAGCAGUUCAGAAGGAAGACGCAGUCCUUCCUUCCUGGGCAUCAGGAGUUUCAAAAUGAGGACUCUGGGGUCCCUUAACAAAAGCUAAGACACAUCUUCACUGCAGUGCCAAAGCUGAAGCUGCGAGAACAGUCCUGGGCCUUUGCCACUGCAGUGACCGCACUGUCAUGACAAACACUUAACGUUCUUCAUCAAGGCCUGUCCAUUUCUCCUAAUGUGUAGGUCUAGUCUUACAAACGGCAAGUGCAUUAUUGAAGCCUGGACCCUGCCAUGGCAAACCAGUGCAAGCUCACUAUUUUGUUUCCAAAUUGAAAGUACAGAGCACCCAUGGGAACUUUCUCACCAAAGGAUUGGAUGUUUUUCUGACAGCACAAAAAAAGUAAACAGGCAAACAGAGGCUUCUGUCACGCGGUCACACUUGCACAGGUGGUGGGUAUCAGCAAGUGGCUGUGAAAUUCACCCGUGUUAGCAAGGUAUCUGUAAAUCCACCCUUGGUUAACACUGAUGUCUGGAGAACAGGAACACUUAAAAAUCUCCAGCUAGGGGCAUGCUGCCAGCCACCGGUCCACUUCCUGAAGGAGGAUACAAUAUGCAAUCUUCUCAGACACCCAGAAAUUAUGAGCUUAAAACUUCUAACAGUACACUGUUCAAUCUGGGUGGCUUUUGUGCCAUCCCACACUGUGAUGAUAUUUCAAAGCUUCACCAAGCCCGUCUCCCUCAGAAGUCUGGCUGGAAGAGUCCCCCUCUCCACCCCAUCCCUCCCUGAGUCCUCCUGGGCAGCCAGUCCCGGUCAGGUGGCCAGCUCCACACAUUCCAUGCCACCUGCCCCCGCCCCGAUCUACCUUCCCGAAACCCUCUGUGGAUGUGGCAGACCCAUCCCAUCCAAGGAAGGGAAGGAAAAUGGAAGGUGGUUUCAAACAGUACCUUCUCUUAAGUGAUGUCUCUUCCACCAGCAGGGUCCUCACUGACUCAGGGCAGGCAGUGUUGAUGAAUGGCGACCACCAGAUUUGUUGUCAAGGAAACUUUCUGCACCACGCCUGCCCAGAGUCAGAGAGGAACGGAGAGGAAGACACCACUUGACACUUCUGACACAUCAUCCUAAAUCCGGUGGAUGCUCUUUAAAACUGCAUCUUCAUUGUGAGCUAGAACCUUAAACUCCUAUUGCCAUGUUUAUCUACAGCUUGCAACUAGGUGAAAUUAAAAACAUUGUGUGUGCACCCUUUUAGUUUCUGAAUUUGCAGCUGCAGAUUUGGAGUUAAUCCAUUUGUGCAGCUGAAUCGCCAAAAGGGAGCCCGUUUGCAUAUUUAUGUUAGGCAACUUGAAAACCCAAUAAGAGAGUUUCAGCUGAAUUACUCCUUUCAGCUCUGCCUUUGAUUUCAAGCUUGAGUAGGUCAUAAUUUUAAAAGAGCAUGGAAGGAAUAGGAUCUUUACAACCUAAUAGCUCCUUUUAUUAGGUGGGUAAUUAUAUAUGAAUCCCUGAAUGAAAUAUUUUGAGCAAAAUGGCACUGUAACAGAAGUAAUAAUUCAGAUUAUUUUUUUACAGUUUUAUGUCGGGAAGGAAAUCUGAUGUCAAAGAGAGGGCUUGUUCAAAUGGUUCAUUAGAAAGUCCGGUCCAUUUGUGAAAUUGUUCUUUCAACAAGAGUGCUUGUUCAAUUUACUUAUAUUUUCAUGAAGUCCUUCUGAAGAGCUAUGUGACGUUAUCCUCUGGGGCAGAUAACUCUUAUUCAAUAUCUAAACACUUAGGCAAACAACACUCCACUGACCUGGAACAAGGCAUUUCAUAACAUAAUGUUGAGUCUUACAAAAAAUAAUCCAUGACAUCAGAAAAAAAAAUGUCCAUUAGCCCACCUUACCUUCUCAAGGUCCUAGGAUGGGUUUUCCAUUCUAAUCCUCACAAACACGGAACAUUCUCUGAAGGCAUCUGAUACCCAAGGAAAGUCACCCUGAGGGUCCAGUUUGGAAUGAGCUGCGGAUUUCAGGGAUUAGUCAUGUCUUCAAUCUGUAUGCUGUAUCUGCACAAUCAAGAGAACUAGCAUUUUUACAACAUUCCGAACUCCUCUAGUCAAAGUCAAUGAUCUUAGGAGAUACAUUGUUUAAACACAUGAAAAUAUACAGUGUAUGAUUUCAGCAUGCUCUUGAAACUGUCUUCAUAAACACACCCAAUGCUCUAUCUUAGUAAUUGGCAAUGCUAAUAAGUCUUAGCUCAUGCAAGGAAUAUGUGGUAGAAUCCAUUUACAUUCUCAGAAGAGGCUCUUGGGAGAUUGGCCCAGUGGUUUGAACAUGACUUGACCACAACUCUGUACAACCCUGCUCCUUGUUCUCUCAGAUAGUUCACGUGCGUGUACAACUGCCUGCCCAAGUGUACAGGUAACUUUUUAAUUUCCCGGUCUCCUGAUCUCUCGACAAGAAGAAAUCUGCGAAUCCUGCAAGAUAACCUUUGUUUUGCUCUUACUCUGAGUCUAGUUCAUGACAAACAGGGCUCUUUAAGCUCAUAAAUCUCCCUGAUUCCCGUGGGGUGAUGCUUGACAGCCAACCAGCAGCUCUGCCACCAGAAGUCAGUUCUCCCCGAAAAAGAAGAAAAUAAAACUUGGCAGAGCAUGCCCGGACCCCGCGCCACAAACCGCCCCCCGCCCCCCGGCUCUGCUGAACUGUCAGGCAUGAGCCGCCUCUUGAAAAAGCUUGGUAUGUUUCUUUGGUAUUUCAUGCUGAUAAGAAAGCUAUUUUCUUUCCUCUAGGAAGUUCUGCAUUUGAGAAACUCACAAAAAUGCAGAGCUCAAAAUGCACAGAACACUUGGAGGAUGCUCUGGCCAAGAGUUAAAUAGUUCUUAGAGACUCACUCUCAAUAAGAAACCAGUCACAGCUCUUUGUAGAACAGAGCUAUAAGCUUCCAGAGCAUUUAAAUAAUGGAACUUUACAUUUGGCUAUUAUAAAGUGCACAUACAAUUGAACAAGCUGGAAAAAAAUCAAGUGAGGGCAGGGAUAUAGGAGGUGAAUUUAUUAAGGCUUCCUAGGAGGGGUUGGAUAUAACAUUAUUAUUUACUUCAAAAUAAGGGUCGUUCCCAGUGACGUACAUGUUUUCGUCCCCUGCAUUGGGUAAGACCUACAAAAGUCCAGCACUGGUGUGUCAUUCCAGACAUUCGGAAACUAUAAUAGUUUGGCAUUCAUUGGCUUUUCCCAUAAAGAAUCUAAGCAUAGGUCUUUCUGGAAGCCUUCACAGUCUGUGCUUGAAAAUGGUUACUCAUUCCUAGUUACCCUUGUGAUACAGCUGUCUGUUGACUCUGUUUAAAGAGACAUCUUAAGGUCUUCUCCAAACAUAAUAGUGUCUCAUACAUGGCUGCUGAACUGAAAUUCUAACCACCCCACCCCAAAAAAGCCACCUCUAAAGAGAUCCCCUUACCUUUCAUAUAAAAAACUGUGUUCCAGACUGACUCCUUGUAAUUUCAGAAUGUCCAUUUCUAGUUCAUGAGAGAGAAAAAGAAAUAGAGUAAGUCCCUAGUUUGACACGUGUUUAUCAAAAACAAAACCAUCAGAACUUUAAAAUAGAUGCAGAGUGCAGUCGCUUUCCCUUCCUGGACCAAUUUACUUCAUCUAAACGCAGACCGUCCCUAAGGCCAGAUGUUAAUAUCCUCACAUGUUCAUCACGCACAUACACAAGAGAGAACCCCCAACAAUCCGGAGCAGCAGAGCAGUCAGUUGUACACUCAAACCUACUAUCUCUUUUUAAAUAUUUUCAAAGCGACAUUUGACUUACAAUAAUUUGUAUUUCUCUGGUAACUUUCAGAAAGCACUUUCCUAGUGUACAGAAAAGCUUUUCACUUGAUUCCAACGUUUCCAAUUAAGUCAGACUUUGGAAAAAAUCAUAGAUGUUUUGUAUGAUAUUCCAUUGCACUCAAAAAUACGUGCUCUCCCAUGUGUCAGUGUAACUUGCUAUUGAAAUACCUGCUUCCAAAAUGUCCUGAUUCUGGAAAAGAAAUGCCUGAAUACUUCCUGGUCAGUGAGAUCAGACGGAAGCGCACACACUAAGACUGUAUCUCGGCUCUUCAUUGCCGCUCCCGGGUAACGUUCUCUGGCUGGAUUUCUGCUGCACUCUGAAGGACUUCUGCUCUCAGCAGAGAGCCUCUGUACACUGUCAUCCUCUGAUUUUUUUGUUGGUUGGAGAGCAACAGCAAAAACUCUACAAGAUGUCGCGAACACAGAUACAUGGGCCAAGGGGUCUCAGUGUGUGCUGAACGUGUGUUCUCAGAUGCAAGAAAGGAAGGUUAGAGAGGAGGAGAAAUGCUGUUUUUUUAUUACUGUAGGGUAAACCUGACAAUUCAGAACUUUGUGAAUUGUCAGCUUGU